Molecule: messenger RNA, 4153 nt
Organism: Odocoileus virginianus texanus
Lineage: Eukaryota; Metazoa; Chordata; Mammalia; Artiodactyla; Cervidae
Gene: CYB5R5
Product: cytochrome b5 reductase like
Molecular function (GO): cytochrome-b5 reductase activity, acting on NAD(P)H
Source: RefSeq, a predicted model, not a curated record
AGUGUAACCACAUGUGUUCUCUCCUCCAGGCUGGCAAGGGAGCAGGGCCUGGGCCUGCUCUGGGGAGAGUAUCUGAUCAAGCCCCACUGAUGAUGGGCCAGGGGGAGGAAGGUGACGAAGAGGAAGCCUGGCUGCAGCUUCGGCCGGUGGAGCCUUUGCCCUCCCAGUGCUGCGGCAGUGGCUGCUCGCCCUGUGUGUUCGACCUCUACCAGCGAGACCUGGCAAGGUGGGAGGCUGCCCGAGCCAGCAAGGACAGGAGCCUGCUGCGUAGGGAAGAGACACAGAGCUGCCCUUCCAAGCUGAGCCCAGAGACCUUCCUGGCCUUCCUCAUCAGUGCUGUAGACAGGCUCACCAAGGACACCUACCUUGUCCGGUUUGCACUACCUGGGAACAGCCAGCUCGGCUUGCGGCCUGGCCAGCACCUCAUUCUACGAGGGACAGUAGAUGACUUAGAAAUUCAGAGAGCCUAUACGCCCAUCAGCCCUGCCAAUGCAGAAGGAUACUUUGAAGUUUUAAUCAAGUGCUACCAGACUGGGCUGAUGUCCCAAUAUGUCAAGUCCUGGAAAGCAGGAGACACAGCUUUCUGGAGAGGACCCUUCGGAGGCUUCUUCUAUAAACCAAACCAGUACGGGGAGCUCCUCAUGCUGGCUGCUGGCACUGGCCUGGCUCCCAUGGUGCCCAUCCUCCAGAGCAUCACAGACAACGCAGAGGACGAGACCUUCAUCACCCUGGUCGGCUGCUUCAAGACCUUUGAGGGCAUCUACAUGAAAACCUUCCUCCAGGAGCAGGCCCGUUUCUGGAAUGUCCGCACCUUCUUUGUCCUCAGCCAGGAGAACUCCCUGGAGCAGCUUCCCUGGAGCUACCGGGACAGGACCCACUUUGGCCGCCUGGACCGGGACCUGCUUGAAGAGCUGGUCGGCUCCUGUCGGAGAAAGCCGUUCGCCCUGGUCUGUGGAUCAGCUGAGUUUACUAAGGACAUGGCUGGGUACUUGCUGGACGCAGGCCUGGCCCAGGACUCCUACUUCCUCUUCUAGGCCUUGCCUCACUUCUAAAGCUCAGGCCUGGGGCCCGGCACUGGGAAGCAGGAAGGAUCACAGACUGGAAUCCGAAGACAUGAAUGGGAGACCACUGUUUAUGCUCCAGGUGACCUGGGACAAAUAUCUUUGCCUCUGCAGACCUCCAUUUCUCAUCCAUCCCACGAGGUCACUGUCACUCCGACAGGCAUUCUGCUGGGAGGAGAAAGGAUGGGGCUGUAGGAGUCCUGAACAGGAAAGUAUACAGUGGGCAGUCAGGGAGGACUUCCUGGAGGGAGCCAGGUCCCAGCUGAGUAGGAAUUGGCAGGAGGAGGACUGGGAGGGGCUUUCCUGAUUCUCAGCCAAAGCCUGCUUUCCCUGGAGUCUGUGUAUCUUGUGGCCUCAGGGCCAGCUCAGAGGAGGGCCAGCUCAGAUGAGGUGUUCACUGACUGUUUAGGGAAUGGCCACAGGGGAGGAUAAAGGAAGAACUUGCUGUCUGGGCCUCCAGUACUGUGAGCCUGACAUGAUGAAGGUCGAGGCUUUUUUGACCUGAUCACGUCUCAGAACAAGGUGGGGCCCUAGACUACCUUUCUUUUGGCCCCAGGCCUUUCCUGCUGCAAAGGGCUUCCCUCUCAGUCUCCCUUUCCUGGCUCAAGAGCCCAGCCCAGAGUCCUUUCCCUGGCAAAAGAGUUACGGAAGGAAGCUAAUGCCCCUCCCUCCUGCAGGCAGCCAGCUCAGCCCGCGCCUGCAGCUCAGCGCCCUGGUGACGGUUGCUAUGGAGAUCUAAAGAUAGAGCAGGAGUCGGGAGACCUGGGUCCCUCUCGCUGCUCUGCCCACUGAACGAGCUGCUGCUGGUUCCGAUCCACUCACCCCUCCCCUCCACACGCCACCCGCUCCAUCCUGCAUGUGGCAUGCCCUCCCCAGGGAACCCAGUGCUCCUGGGCAGCACACUGCAGUUAAUGAAUUCUGCUUUUUUGCAGCCUGUGCUCCUGUCUGCUGCACCAGCUCCGGCUGGCUACAGGCAGUCCCAGAAUUGGAAUAUUAAGCCAUGGAAUCUCAGAAUCAAAGGACCGUAAAAUCGUAGAGUUAGAAUUUUGCAGUCAUAAAAUCACAGUCUUCAUCACAUGCGUGCGUGCAUGCUAAGUCACUUCAGUUGUGUCCAACUCUUUGCCCGCCAGGCUGCUCUACCCACAGAAUUCUCCGGGCAAGAAUAGUAGAAUGGGUUGCCAUGCCCUCCUCCAGGGGAUCUUCCUGACCCAGGGCUCGAACCCAUCCAUGCCACCCGCAUUGGCAGGUGAAUUCUUUACCACUGGCAUCACCUGGGAAGCCCAGUCCUUAUCAUAUAAGAGGUUAAAGCUCAGGACUCCAGGAAGUAUCCCGUCUACCAGACUCAUUGUAUCAAUGUGGAAACCAGUGCCCAGAGAGGCCAUGUGAUCUGCCUUAUAUAAAACAGUUCAUGGCAGGGCCAGCUCAGAAGCCAGAUUUAUAAUGUCAGCCCUGUCCACAGAUUCUGUACCAGUGAUUUUUUUAGACUGGACUCUGUAGGAUAGCAUAGUUCCUGGCAUGGGAGGUGUGAAGGAAUGGCAGCUGGGUGGGAUCCCCAGGACCCCCUCUAACCAGAGCAGUUCUGUUUUUAUCUCAUUUAUAUCUUGGGGCUUGGAGUCAUUUUCAGUUGUGAAGUAGGGUUUUCCUGCACUGCCCAAAAAGUUGCAACAAAACUGUGCUGUGCCAUGUUCAAUAAAUAAGGACAGGCCAUUGGGAGAUGGUGCCAAAGGUUUCAAACCAAGUUUCACAGGCACCAUUCCAUGGUCAAAUAGAUGUGGGGAAUACAGCCUGUGGCCUUUGCCAGCAAUUAUGUGCAUGUGAGCAUAAUAAAGAUUCUGAAAAGUCCAGUGGUGAAGAAAGAUUUUUCGUUUUAACCAGGAUUUCCCAGGCUUUUUAAACUAGAGAACAUUUUGAGACCAGCCUUCCACAGACUGAGCUUCAGGGAAUCCUGGUCUGUUGCAAAGCCCCUUUUCAGCCUAGGGUAAGGAAAAGGCCCUUCUCUGAGCAGCAGAGGUCCCAGACAGGAACUGUGAUCUCAUUCCGCCUCUCCUGUGGCUUAAGCGAGGCAUUUUUCCUUUCUCAGGGUCUCAGUCAGGGCAUCUUCAUCCAACUUUUCCUCUCCCUCAAUUGGUAUGUCCUAUUGAUUCUACUCACAGAUACUCUUGGAGGGCCAGUUGGGAGCCAGACUUUGAGCCACUGAGGGCAGUUCUGGGAAUCUCCAUCAUGGAGCUUACAGUAUGACAAGGAAGAUAAGAAUUAAAGUUGUUAUUCUUAAAGAGAUGAGUAUGCUAAAAUUGGAAGUACGGAGUGCCAGGAGAAUGGCUGGCUCUAGGCUGGUCUGGGGGAGGCUAAGACAUGCCACUGUGCUGAGGGUGGAGGCCUCUCACCAUUGUUACGGAUGGUCAGGGGUCCCCACCUAAGGAGUGAAGGAUCUGGGGCAGUUCUUGUAUGUCUGUCUUUGUCCCAUGUUAGAUAUUUGGUGUAUAGAUGUUACCACCCAGUGAAAACUGACGGCCUUUCUUAUCUUAGGAUGUGUCGCCCUCCCCUUCCCCUUCUUCCAUAUGGGAUCUGUGUGCUCUGGAUGCUGGUGGGGCUUCUUAUCCUGGGACACUGGUGAGAACCCAGCCAUGUCCUUGGUACCAUGAUACCGAAGGGCUCACAUCGUCCAGAAGCUUGAGAGCUGGUGGCUGGGUCCUGUGCCUCAAAAGAUAAUAAGUGAGCCCAAGAGGAAGACUCGUCGGGGUGUGUGAGCAUGGACCUCUUUGAAUCACGCUCCCCGCAUCCCCAGGCCCCUGGCCCACACCUGCUCCUGGAUGAUGCUGACAGGCCAGCGGUGGUUCGACUGGAGCCAUGACUGUGUUCUCGAAGACGUCCGAUUCUGGAACAGUGAGAAUGAGCCUGGAGGAGGGGUCUCUACUAAGAGGUGAAUCUUCAUGCCUUGCUCAGUGACCACCUGCAGGGAACCUCCAGACAAGUGGUUCCAGAAAAGUCUCCAGAACGUCCCUACUGGCUCCACCCAACCAGACCUGAAGCCUGUCCAAGUCCCUCGCCCCCUACCACCACACCCAUGUUAAUAAAACCAUAGCCUGCCUUAC